Phacochoerus africanus (Common warthog) is the source of this 3415-nucleotide messenger RNA. It is a transcript of the gene RALGPS1, whose product is annotated as Ral GEF with PH domain and SH3 binding motif 1. Gene Ontology annotation, molecular function: guanyl-nucleotide exchange factor activity. The record is from RefSeq and is a predicted model, not a curated record. The transcript is spliced from 20 exons. NCBI's taxonomy places the organism in Eukaryota, Metazoa, Chordata, Mammalia, Artiodactyla, Suidae. The coding region runs from base 297 to 2051 and encodes 584 amino acids. Gene Ontology annotation, cellular component: plasma membrane. Gene Ontology annotation, biological process: Ras protein signal transduction; positive regulation of GTPase activity.
ACCCAGGUGCGGACGGUUCCUACUGCGGCUGGGCACCGGCUCCGCUCCCGCGUCGGCCCGCGCUCCCGCUGCGCCCGGCCCGUCCCUGGCCCGGCUCGGCCCGGCCCCGGCUUCCUAGCGAAGGCAUUGCUGCCGCCUGAGCCGCUCCCAGGGUCAUGAGGAGGCGGCGGCAGCCACUGCGGCCCGCGUCAAGGUGACCGGCCGGGACUGCGGCGGCGGCGAAAGCGGGCGGACUUCUCCAGACAGGUUAUGUCACCGACAGAGGCUGCGCUGAAGCUCCCUGCGGCCCAGAGACCAUGUACAAGAGGGAUGGUCUGAUGGCUGGCGUGUUGGUCACCUCCGCCACUCCACAGGGUAGCAGCUCAGACUCUCUGGAGGGCCAGAGCUGCGACUAUGCCAGCAAGAGCUACGAUGCCGUUGUCUUCGAUGUCCUGAAAGUAACUCCCGAGGAGUUUGCUAGCCAGAUCACAUUGAUGGACAUCCCUGUGUUUAAAGCCAUCCAGCCGGAGGAACUCGCCAGCUGUGGAUGGAGUAAGAAGGAGAAACAUAGUCUUGCCCCCAACGUCGUGGCCUUUACCCGGAGGUUUAACCAGGUCAGUUUUUGGGUUGUACGAGAAAUUCUAACAGCACAGACUUUAAAAAUAAGGGCAGAAAUCCUGAGCCAUUUUGUGAAAAUAGCCAAGAAACUUCUAGAACUCAACAACCUUCAUUCUCUCAUGUCUGUGGUGUCAGCAUUACAAAGCGCACCCAUCUUCAGGCUGACGAAAACCUGGGCUCUUUUGAAUCGAAAAGACAAGACCACCUUUGAGAAACUGGACUACCUGAUGUCUAAAGAAGAUAAUUACAAGCGGACUCGGGAAUAUAUCCGAAGCCUGAAGAUGGUCCCCAGUAUUCCCUAUCUAGGCAUCUAUCUUCUGGAUUUAAUCUACAUUGAUUCUGCAUAUCCUGCCUCAGGCAGCAUCAUGGAAAACGAACAAAGAUCCAAUCAGAUGAACAAUAUUCUCCGGAUAAUUGCUGAUUUGCAAGUUUCCUGCAGUUAUGAUCACCUCACCACCCUGCCCCAUGUGCAGAAGUACCUGAAGUCCGUGCGCUACAUCGAAGAGCUCCAGAAGUUUGUGGAAGACGACAACUACAAACUGUCGCUCAGAAUUGAACCAGGAAGCAGCUCCCCGAGACUCGUCUCUUCCAAGGAAGAUCUCGCAGGCCCCUCUGCCGGCUCCAGUUCUGCGAGGUUCAGCCGGCGGCCCACCUGUCCUGAUGCAUCCGUUGCGGGCAGCCUCCCCACACCCCCGGUCCCAAGACACAGGAAGAGCCACAGCCUGGGCAACAAUAUGAUGUGUCAGUUGAGUGUAGUUGAGAGUAAAAGUGCGACAUUCCCAUCGGAGAAAGCGAGGCACCUGCUGGACGACAGUGUCCUAGAGUCCCGCAGCCCCCGCAGGGGCCUCGCCCUCACCUCCUCCUCUGCCGUCACCAAUGGACUCUCCCUCGGCAGUAGUGAGAGCUCAGAGUUUAGUGAAGAGAUGUCUUCAGGGCUGGAAAGCAGGGGACGUCUCUACGCCACGCUGGGGCCCAACUGGCGAGUUCCAGUUCGGAAUUCUCCCAGAACCCGGAGCUGCGUCUACAGCCCCACCGGCCCGUGCAUCUGUACCCUGGGGAGUUCGGCCACAGUCCCCACCAUGGAGGGGCCUCUGAGAAGGAAAACUCUGCUCAAGGAAGGACGGAAGCCUGCGCUGUCCUCCUGGACCAGGUACUGGGUCAUACUCUCAGGAUCCACCCUCCUGUACUACGGAGCCAAGUCCUUGCGGGGCACAGACAGAAAACACUAUAAAUCCACACCUGGCAAGAAGGUCAACGUCGUGGGCUGGAUGGUGCAGCUGCCCGAUGACCCCGAGCACCCGGACAUCUUCCAGCUGAAUAACCCCGACAAAGGCAAUGUUUACAAGUUCCAGACCGGUUCCCGAUUUCACGCGAUACUGUGGCACAAGCAUUUGGACGAUGCGUGUAAAAGCAACAGGCCUCAGGUACCUGCAAACCUUAUGUCGUUCGAGUAAGUCUCUGCGGGACUUCGCGUGACUUCAGAGGCUUCUGGGAGCCCGGCCUGGGACUGGUGGCCGAGCGCAGGUCCCGGACACAAGGCUGUUGGCGGGGUGCUGGGAGACUCACAGCCGGACUGGAGGGCACGCGGCUGCGGCCUCACAGUCCAGAGGGCUCCGCCUGCUGACCCCCAGCAACCCUCCUGACCCCCAUCCUGCAGCGCCACCUCACGGGGCCGUGGUCCCCAAACUCUACACCCCGCCCUCCCUCUCUGGGCCUUCAUCUGUCCACCAGCUGCUGCUGCGACCAGAGAGCAUCUGGCCCACGUUGGGUCCCCAGUGCUUUCUCCUGCACAAAAGAGUGGACGGCGUGCCCCCGCGAGGGGCCGGAGGGAAGGGACAGGCUGGGGAACUGGCUUUUUACACCCCCCCGUGUGUGGGGUCGCUCGCCCCCAGGGCUGCCUCAGAUUUUGUAUAACCCCGGAAGCGUCCUCUGUGUGUGCGUGCUGUGUCUGUAUGCGUGCGAGCCAGAGUGACCUCUCCGAGAAACAUGCAUUUUGGCACAAGACUUGUGACUUCACACACUUCAUCCUCUUUGAGGCAGGCGCUGCUUUAACCUAACGCAACCGACUCGUCCGCCAAGGAAGGUCAGAGUGAGCCCAGAUGCCUCCUGUGUUAAGGGUCCCUCGCGUUCUUUUACUGUAAACAAACAAUGCCUUAAAUUGUGUCUUGUUUUCUGUUCCUAUGGGUGCUAUUCAUCUGGAAGGCUUGCUCCCUGAGCCCCCGGGGCCCUUCCAGGCCUUGUUGAUCUCGGCUCUUCUGAGACAGAACCUGGCUUCCGGACUGUGGACUGGGCGGGCGGCUGGCCUGCUAGCUUCCUCCCAGCCCCUCCCCGACAGGGCUUGAAGGCCCUGCUCCCCCCCCACCCCCCCACCCCCACGCCCUGUGCCAGAAUGGAAAGUUGUGAUGCUUUUUCCCAGCUUCUAGAGGCGGCACCUGCACCUGGUGACGUGACCGGCUGCACCGGCCCCCCCCCACCCCCCACCCCUUUGCCUCCACUGCCAGGGCGGGGCUGCUAGGAUUCCCGAUUACACUGGGGAGCUGAGUGACACUGAGGCCUUAAGCUCCCCCACUCUUGCCCCAAACACAGUCACCAGCAAGUUCUCCAUCGUCCAAGUCUAAGGGCACAGUUGUUGAUGACUGCGGUGACGAGAGAGCAAAGCCCUGGGGAGUGACCCGCCACCUGAGUUCUGCUUUCAGCUAAAAGAGCUCUUGAUGUGAACAGUGUCCUUCAUGUGUCACUCUGUCAUAUUUUUAAGUGACUUUUAUUUUGCACAAAUACAUUUUCUUGGAAAUCAUGAAUAAACAUUAGCUUUAUUGCA